CCAACAAUGAAAAUCGAAUGUGUGUAAACGCGGUUUCUGUUAGAUCCAGAUUCAUGGGGAUUUGCUUCAGCAUUGUAGAAAAACACGUUUCCCAUUCCGAUUCUAAACCUAAACCCUAGCUUCGCCGUCGCCGUCGCCGUCGCCAUCUCUCCUCCCAUCUCCGGCCAUCGGACCUCCAUUAAAGAAACAAACUCUGUUUUCAUGAUCUCGUCAAUCGGUCUUUCAUCUGAAUCAUAGGAACAUCAGCCUCUAGAACAAGAUAAAAUUUUCCCCUGAACCAUUGUUCUCGGCAUCAUUGUUUUCCUAAUAAAUCAGCUUAAGAUGACUUCUCCAGACACUCUUGUAUUCAUGGAACUUGCAAUACAGCAGGCAAAGUUAGCUAUGGAUGCCCUUGAAGUACCUGUCGGCUGUGUAAUUGUUGAGGAUGGCAUGGUUAUAGCCUCAGGAAGGAAUCGAACUACCGAGACACGAAAUGCUACAAGACAUGCCGAAAUGGAAGCUAUAGACCUGCUUCUAGAACAGUGGCAGAAAAACAGACUUUCGAUGACUGAAGUUGCUAAAAAUUUCUCAAACUGCAGUCUUUAUGUUACUUGUGAACCGUGCAGAAUGUGUGCAUCUGCUUUAUCAAAUUUAUAA
Molecule: messenger RNA, 636 nt
Organism: Vicia villosa (hairy vetch)
Lineage: Eukaryota; Viridiplantae; Streptophyta; Magnoliopsida; Fabales; Fabaceae
Product: tRNA-specific adenosine deaminase TAD2-like
Exons: 5
Coding region: 322-636 (104 amino acids)
Biological process (GO): tRNA wobble adenosine to inosine editing
Molecular function (GO): tRNA-specific adenosine-34 deaminase activity; zinc ion binding
Source: RefSeq, a predicted model, not a curated record